Messenger RNA from Caenorhabditis remanei, 801 nucleotides. RefSeq lists its product as uncharacterized. NCBI's taxonomy places the organism in Eukaryota, Metazoa, Nematoda, Chromadorea, Rhabditida, Rhabditidae. The coding region runs from base 1 to 801 and encodes 266 amino acids. The transcript is spliced from 6 exons. The record is from RefSeq and is a predicted model, not a curated record.
AUGGAAGAGAAGAGGCAGAAAAAAAUGACAAAAUACAACGAAAAAAAGUUGUCAGUCGCUCUGAUUUCUAAACUGACUGAUGCCAGUGCGAAGUUCUGUCUGAGAAGUCCCAUCUUGAACAUGUUGAAAGCAUUCGAUACCGUCAGACCGUUUGCUGGAAAUCGGUUGAAUCUUAUUCUGGACCAUGGAAAGUUAAUCAAUAAUUACCUCAGUGUAAUGGGAUCGUAUAUUGAUGAACAAUUUAAGCUUUUGGUUGUCCCACUUGGAUUCACUCCAGCACUUGACGGGAAGAGCACUUUAGAGACUAAAAAUCUCAUCGUGAACAGAUUCGAAGAGUUUAAAAUUCCGGAAGAACUUGUAUUGUCAUCUUCUGUGACUGCAGAUGACAUUCGACGUGUUUCACACUCUUUGAAUCUUGUAGCUCAUCGUGCAGUUGUUCCGUUGGAUAUUCACAAGAAUCGAAUGACCACAGAAGAAUUAUCCACACUUUCCGCAGUUUCAGAUCUGAUGAAAAACGCUCAAAAAGUCUCAAACGCUAUCCGUACGAAUGUGAAUCUAUGUAGUAGACUAUCAAGACUGCCAGUGUUAUGCGUUGAGGCCCGUUGGAUCAUCGGAAUUAAAUGUUUAACUGACGUCGUUGAACUGUCGGAGGAAAUUCAGGCGAACUUUUCUGCCCUAUCGUCUAUUGGCAAACAAGCGUUCUCUGCUCUGAAUUUGGAUAAUUUCAAAUUUGCUAAAACUGUCGUGAAAUUUUUUGAAGAAAUCGAGAUGUAUACUAACGUUUUUCAAAAUGCCAUCUAG